AUGACACAUUUCAUUAGAGAUCUUGGUAAAAUUGAAAGAUUUUUCCACGCUUUAAAUCAAUUUGUUUUUGAUUGGGGAGGAGAUUUAAGUUUUGAAUCAUUAUUACUCAAGAUUAAUCAAGAAAGAUUUGAAAAAUAUGGUGUUGAAGAACAAUUAUUUCGUUUGAUCUUAACAGGUGAUUAUUCUGUAAUAAUUAUGGAUCAUUCAAUAUUUGAUGGAGGAUCAGUUAUUAAUUUAGCUAAUGAAUUAUUUAUUGAUGAUUUCAAACCAAAUGAAAUAAAUUCUAUUCAAGAACCAAUUUAUAAAUAUGAUUCAGGGCAUACUGUUUCAAAACCAUUAGAAAGAUUAAUUGAUUUCCAAGCUUUUAAACAAGGUGAAAGAUUAGAAUCUGAAUUGAUAAAAUUUCAAACAAGUAUUAAAAAUUAUGGAUCAAAUCAUCAUUUUAUUGUUAAAACAACACAAAUUCCAAAUUUAUCAAAUUCAUUAACUUCAAAUAUUCAAAAACAAUGGGUUCAAGCAAGUAUAAAUACAUUUCCAAAUAAGUUCCCCAUUGGUUUAAAAUAUGGAACAUGUUUUGGAGUUGAUGGUAGACCUUUUUUACCAACUGAUGAUGAUAUUAGAUAUGGAUGUUAUUCACCUGGUUAUUUCCAAAAUAUUGAUCCUAAAAUUGAUACAAAAUUAUAUAGUGAUGAAUUAAGAAAUGAAGCUAAAAGUGGUGGUGUUUGGCAACCAUUCUUGUCAAUGUUUGAAUCUGAUGAAAAGGUUAAUUGGGUUGAAAGAUUUGGAAAUGGGUUGAACAAUAAUAUUGAAAGAGAUUUUUUUGGAAUUACAAAUAUUGGGAAAUUAAAAAUUAAUGGUUGGUUUACUCAAUCAACUUUUAAUUUAGAAUUUGCAUUUGGUGUUGUUGUUAUGAGAUUUAAUAAUGAAUUAAGAUUAAUUUUCACAAUGGUUGAUAAUGAUUUUAUUAAAAUUGAUGAAUGGGAAUUAAUUAUUGAAGAAUUUUUAAGAAUUUUGAAGUAA
Molecule: messenger RNA, 1020 nt
Organism: Hansenula ciferrii
Lineage: Eukaryota; Fungi; Ascomycota; Saccharomycetes; Phaffomycetales; Wickerhamomycetaceae
Exons: 2
Coding region: 1-1020 (339 amino acids)
Source: RefSeq, a predicted model, not a curated record